Molecule: messenger RNA, 1326 nt
Organism: Arabis nemorensis
Lineage: Eukaryota; Viridiplantae; Streptophyta; Magnoliopsida; Brassicales; Brassicaceae
Source: the annotation of a GenBank genome assembly
AUGGCACUAUUAUUCACAGUGGUGUCACCAAAUCCACAGUCACCCGCAAUAUCAUCGCCCCACGUGUCUCUCUCCCGUCACUGCUUAUCGUCGAUUUACAUCCGUCGGAACAAAUCGCCGGAAAAGCUCUUCACUUCGCCGCCGCGAACUGUUUCAUCUCGGCGUGUGAAGGUUCUCUCGCAACUGCGAUUUCCACUAAUUCCUCCCGACGAUCACUGGUCUCAAUGGGCUGCUCUCUUCGCCGCCGGCGCUUUCGGUGUCUGGUCGGAGAAGACGAAGAUUGGGAGUAUGGUGAGUGGGGCUUUGACUAGUACGUUGCUUGGUCUCGCCGCGAGCAAUUUAGGGCUUAUUCCGUUUGAAACUCCGUCGUAUUCCUUCUUCAUGGAGUUUCUCUUGCCUCAUACGAUUCCAUUGUUGUUGUUUAGAGCUGAUCUCCGUCGUAUUAUCCGAUCUACUGGGUCACUGCUCCUUGCUUUCUUGAUUGGAUCUGUUGCGACGAUUGUAGGGACUGUGGUGGCUUUUAUGCUUGUACCGAUGAGAUCGCUUGGUCCGGAUAACUGGAAAAUAGCAGCUGCUCUUAUGGGGAGUUACAUUGGUGGAUCCCUUAAUUUUGUUGCGAUAUCGGAGGCUCUGCAGAUUUCUCCGUCUGUUAUAGCAGCAGGGAUGGCUGUGGACAAUGUCAUAUGCGCUUUUUACUUCAUGGUGUUGUUUGCAUUGGCCUCAAAGAUACCCCCUGAGACAACCUCAUCCUCUGUGCCUGAUACCGACAUGAGUAAGGAUGACAAACUCGAGGACAAGAACAGAGUGGUUUCAACUUCAAUUGCAUUAUCAGUUUCCUUCCUAAUAUGCAAAGCUGCGAUUUUGAUGACUGAGCUAUUUAAGAUCCAAGGAGGCAUGCUUCCUGCAGUAACAGCCAUCACCAUCAUUUUGGCAACUUCCUUCCCUGAUUUCUUCAACUCACUAGCACCUUCUGCUGAAACCAUCUCUCUCAUUCUCAUGCAGGUAUUUUUCACGAUUCUAGGAGCCACAGGGAGUGUAUGGAAUGUUAUCAACACUGCCCCAAGUAUCUUCCUCUUUGCUGCAAUUCAAGUAAUGGUUCAUCUCGCAGUAACUUUGGUUAUGGGAAAGCUAUUCUGUAUCGACAUGAAGCUACUGCUUCUUGGAUCAAACGCAAACAUUGGAGGACCAACCACUGCUUGUGCCAUGGCAACCGCGAAAGGAUGGACUUCUCUUGUCGUCCCCGGGAUUCUCUCCGGCGUUUUCGGAGUCUCCAUAGCAACUUUUCUUGGUAUUGGUUGUGGAGUUUUGGUCCUUAAACGACUAUAG